This is a messenger RNA of Manduca sexta (tobacco hornworm), 981 nucleotides long. RefSeq names its product collagenase. The record is from RefSeq and is a predicted model, not a curated record. Gene Ontology annotation, molecular function: serine-type endopeptidase activity. The transcript has 5 exons. Gene Ontology annotation, biological process: proteolysis. The coding region runs from base 40 to 903 and encodes 287 amino acids. NCBI's taxonomy places the organism in Eukaryota, Metazoa, Arthropoda, Insecta, Lepidoptera, Sphingidae.
AAAUGGAGCAAGACCAAUAUUUAGUCAUAAUCUAUCAAAAUGAAACUCGCAAUACUGUUAGUAGUAGCAGCGGUGUCAGUAUCGGCACUCCCCGCGGAGGAGCCUAUACUGUACUACCACAAGAAUGUGGGCAUGAGGGAGGCAGAACGCAUCAGGCAACUCGAACAAGCCGCUGACUUCGACGGUAGCAGGAUCUUCAAUGGCUCUCCGGCAGCACUCGGCGCAUACCCCCAUAUGGGUGGAUUGGUAAUUGCAUUGCCAGUUGGUCAGUCCGUCUGCGGCUCCGCACUGCUCAGUAAUACUCGCGCUGUGACAGCGGCCCACUGCUGGUAUGACGGAUGGGUUCAAGCGACCAGGUUCACUGUAGUGUUUGGUUCCAUUCGCCUCUUCACUGGUGGACUGAGGAUAGAAACCAACAAUGUGGUCAUGCACCCCGACUGGAAUACAAGGAAUCUAAAUAAUGACAUCGCGAUGAUCAGGCUGAGCUGGGUGACAUAUACAAAUGUGAUCCGCCCCAUUAACCUGCCAAGUGGUUCUUUGCUGAACAACAAUUUCGCCGGAUCAUGGGCUCAAGUUGCCGGAUUUGGCAGGACUGGCGACAAUGUCGGUAUCGCAUCAACUCAAUUCCUGAGCCAUAUCACGCUCCAAGUGAUCACCAACGCCGUGUGUCGCAUGUCCUACCCGUUCUCUGUUAUCGCCUCAACGCUCUGCGCGGCCGCGGCGCCCAACGGGGGCAACAUCUGCAGCAGUGACUCUGGCGGGCCGCUGUCAAUGGCCAUUAACGGACAGCAAGUACUCAUCGGAGUGGUGUCAUUCGGGUCAGCGAGAGGCUGCGAGGGUGGGCAACCAAGUGGCUACGCGCGUGUCACAUCGUUUGUGCCUUGGAUUCAGUCACAACUAUAAUCAAACUGGAAAUUAUAAGGGAUCAUAGCGAGCAAUCGUUUUGUUAUUGUGUUGAUUUAAUAAAUAAUAUUAACGAGA